Messenger RNA from Trichoderma atroviride IMI 206040, 900 nucleotides. Lineage: Eukaryota; Fungi; Ascomycota; Sordariomycetes; Hypocreales; Hypocreaceae. The record is from RefSeq and is a predicted model, not a curated record.
UGGGAUCCUCUUCGGGAGAUGCCCAAGCUUCAAGGCAAGAUUGCUGUUGUAACCGGAGCAAGUAGUGGGAUAGGUCUCGAAAUGGUCGGAUUUCUCGCUAUUAAAGGAGCGAAAGUGUAUUGUACAACACGAUCUGAGGACAAGGCCAAAACGGCACGGGAUGUGCUACAAGCCAAAUACCCUGAGAUUGACCAAGAAAAGGUCAAAUGGCUAUUGUUAGAUUUAUCAGAUUUACAAUCUAUCACUGACGCUGCCGAUGAAUUGAAGAACAGUGAAACAAAGCUGGACAUAUUGAUCAAUAACGCUGCAGCUGCAACAACGUCUCAUAAUCUUGUGGCUGGUAGGUGGGAGUGGCAUAUGGCAGUCAAGUAUGCGACAAACGACUCAAACCCCGAUGCCAGAAUUGUAACUCUCAGUUCUAUUGCCCACUCCAAUAUGCUCCCCCACAACUUCGAGUUCCAGUUUGACUCACCUUUGUGUCUUACAAAUCCGGUUAUAUCAUACCCUUGGCAAUGGCGUUACAUUGGAAGGUUCGUUUUCGGCUUUGAUAUGAUCCGCUAUGCAGUUUCCAAGGCCGCAGUUGUUAUGUUUGCAAAAGGUUUGCAGAGCCGGCUAGAUGCAGGGGGACUACCGAUUCUGUCUCUUUCAGUACAUCCCGGUGAGGUUGCUACGGAAGGUGUUAUGGCAAUUAAUAACGUAUUCAUCAAAGCAAUCGCCCGUCUAACCUUUCUCACCUCGCAACAAGGUGCCGCAACACCGCUAUUUGCAGCAACUGCGAAUAAAAUCAGACAGGGCCAGGACAAUUACAGAGGAAAGUUCCUUACGCCAUAUGGUAAAAUUCAGGCGCCGCAUCCAGUUGUGGAGGAUCCAAAACAGCUGCAAGGACUGUGGGAGCACACA